AGUUUAUCGCGAUCCUUUCAAGCGAAAACAUCAUACACAUUUUGCUUUGCGCCCCGAAAAGCGACUGAUGAAACAGCGAAUCGAAAGUGAAAAUUGUGUUUGUACAGUUGAGUGCUUCAAUCAGUUACCGAAUCAAGCGACCGACAAUUAAACAAAAAUCGGAAUCAAACAUUUCCGCUCUCUUAUAAUUUUUCAAACACGGAAAACUAACUGAAAAAAAUUCUAAAUCCAAUUCUCAUCAAACUGAUACACUGAUAGUGGUGGAUGGUUGAUAUGAAUCGUCGAGUGUGAAGUGCGAAGCGCGUGUGUCAUCGUGAACUGAUUCCGCAAUUUAAAAAAAACGAUUUAACGGUUCUUUCCUCAUUUCGAAAAACGGCCACGUUUGCGAAAUCAGUCGCAGCAAAAAAACAAAAUUCGGUGGUUUUAUUCACUUCUUCGGUGUGAUGCGAUGUGAGCGUGAAUGACUCCGAAAUAAUCAUUUGAAAAUUAGAACUUGCUAGAGGGAAUAAGCACUUGGCCCACAAAAAUAAUGAGACAAUUUCCACGCUUUCAUAUUGCAUCGACACUCAUUGGGAUAUAUGCAUUCUUCUGGCGGUUGCAUCGUGAGCGAGUUUAUAUGUGUGUUUGUGUUAUGUGUAGUUGUGGUGCGGCUCAACACAACAACGUUCGAAUGAAUUAAUUUGAAUAUUUCCCAUAAUGUGCAAUAAACAAAAGCCAUACGUGGCGUAAAAACCUCCAAAAUAUACACUCAGAUGCUCGGCUGAAAUUAUUGUUAUAUUCAAGCAACCAAUGAAACUGAACUGAGUUGGUGAAAAACUGAGAACUGAAAACGGGUGCCGAGAAAUUGUGAAUGUUGAAAUAAAAAGAAAGGAAAACAGGCGAAAAUACACGAACCAAGGAAAACCAAAACGAUAAAAACAAAAUAUGAUGAGCACGAAACGAGGAUCGAAAAUGGUUUCGAUGAAUAUAAAGUGAAAGAGAAAGAUUGUUAGCGACCACCAAUUUGUGCAAACUAUGCAUUCGUUAAGAAUGAACUAAAAAUAGAACGGAAAAAUUAGGAUCGGACAAACGAAAAUAGCAUCAGCAGCAAAAUAAUUUUCCGUGUGUUCCGUAAAUAAGGAAUGUUUUAAACUCAAACUGGUUCGUUUUGUUACAUUCCAUUCUUUACUUUUUCUUCUUGUAAUUCGUGGUAUAUCCGAUCAUUUUGCAAAUUUUUGCACAGUUCUUCAUUCUCUCGGCUGAAUUUCCGCUUUUAUGAGCAACUAUCCGAGUUGGACUAUGAAAAUCCACUUCCCCGUACGGACACAUUCAUCGUAGGAAUCAUGAUAUUCGUGUUGACAGCAGAGCAACAACAAAACCAGCAACGGCAACAGUGCGCAACCUGAAACUAAGUAUUGAACAGCCAACGCACACCCAUAUUAAUUAUAUACAGAGUGAAAAUACGUUCAACAACAUAGAAGACUUUCUCUCUGGAACGCAACAGCGCGGAAAAAAAGGAAAUUGAUGCGAUUGCGUGGGUCGCGUGGCUCACCCGUGGUUGAUGUUGGUGAUGUCAGUAGCAAAGUGCAGUGCUCAAUAUUGAAAACUAAUCGUGUAAUUAUGAUAAUUGAAAAAACACAAACAAUCACACUAUUCAGAUAACAAUAACGUGGCUGUUAAAGUGUGGUAGCAUUUUGAAAAUGGCCAUGUGAUUUAAAUGAUUUGUUUUAUCGGUUAAAAAAAAGGACAUUGAUCAAUUUGCGUGCGUCUCAAGUAUAAGUGAACAAAAACAAACUACAGCCUGUAAUUCAAAUUUAGAAAUUGUGUUAAAUCGAAUGAAAAUUCAUUUGGAUCGAAAUAAAUUGGACCGAUUUUCAUUUUGGAGCAUUGAUCGUUAAGUUAUCGCGUGCAUUUCUUUCCUGUUCAUUCGUUCGUUCUGGGCCAAUGUUGCCAUUUCUCCGAUUUUGAAUAGCAAAAAUCGAAAAUUCAACUCAAAGGCAAACGAGCGCGUACCGCCGAAUGCGAAAUGAUAAUGAUUUUGAACAAAUGUUUACUCACGAAUGACAUGCACACCCACUUGAUUGAUACAAACAUUCGAUGUGAACGUGUACGAAUAAGAGAACGCCGAACGAAGGAUACAAUUUCUAAUUAAAUUUUGCAUUUCAAUUCGGAACGAGAGCAACGCACGAGACGCGUACGGACACCAACAGAAGAAGGGGGAAAACAUAGCGAACCGAGAAAAAUCGUAAACAUCUGUACAACAACAGACGAGAGAGCAUCUACAUCGAUUCGAUUUCGAUAUUGAACGAUACAAAAUACGAACAUGUUCUAUCGACUGCAGAGCUAUUACUUUGGAUUUAUUUUAAUUAUUUUGCACACCAAAAUCAAAGAGACACUUAGUUUUAAUGAGCCACACACACCAGCGUCUUCGAACAACAGUAGUAAAAUCACAGCGGCAGCAGCAGUAGCAGCCACGACGAUGAGUAGCAGCAUUAUGACAACCACUGAUAUCGAGUCACCGUAUUUCGAUUUUGAACUGCAACGUAAUGUAACCGUGACAGUUGGUCAGACAGGGUUUUUGCAUUGUCGUGUCGAGCGACUUGGAGAUAAGGAUGUCUCCUGGAUACGCAAGCGAGAUUUACACAUUUUAACGGCUGGAACGGCUGUCUAUACAUCAGAUCAACGGUUUCAGGUCCAGCGACCGCAAAACUCGACGCUUUGGACGCUGCAAAUAAAAUAUCCACAAGUUCGAGAUGCUGGUGUGUAUGAAUGCCAAGUGUCCACGGAACCCAAAAUAAGUUUAUCGUACACAUUGAAUGUUAUAGAAUUGAAAGCGGUGGUAUUGGGAACGGCCGAUUUGUACGUGAAAACGGGCAGUGAUAUAAAUUUAACGUGCAAAAUAUCAAAGGGUCCACAUGAACUGGGAACCGUGUUCUGGUACAAAGGCAAUGCAAUCAUAGAUUUAAUCACGCAAGAAAAUGACAUUUAUUCGGAAAAUGUACAGCGAAUAUCAGUCGACACUGACUGGGCCGAUGGAUUGAUCUCAAGGCUGAAAAUUCGUCAAGCUGUUCCAAACGACACCGGCAACUACACAUGCGUUUCAACCAUUGCACAAGCAGCUAGUGUUUAUGCUCAUGUUAUCUCUGGUUCACUCGCGGAGCAUCCAGCGGCCAUGCAACAUAACUCGGCCAAUAUGCAGUUUGUUGAGCAGCCAACGUUGGUUUUGCCCCUGGUGACGAUAGCAGCGGGAGGAGCGGCGGCAAUUGCAACAAAUCUUAUGGAUGCUGCAGUGGCCGUCAUCACGAGCAUUUUACUCGAAAUUUGGAUAGUUUUAGCACGAUUUCAGAAAAAUUUAUUUAACACAUUGUUGUGGCCGUCGGCAUCAGUUUGGGUUGUAAGAUGAAAUUAUUCUACUGCGGCGGGAAAUGAAAACAGAAAACAGAAUAAAAACAAAAUGAAGAUGAUCCAUGCAAGAGUCGGGUAGCUGUUAUAUAAUCACAGUACCUCGCCUCCAUCACACAGCAACAAACAUUUCCACAAAUUUCACAUUUUCACGUACAUAUUCUACUGUGCUCAACUCGAACGUUUUCGAUAAUUGUGUGUUCAAGUUCAUGUUAUACACUCGAUGUAGAUUAUCCGAACCCGUAAAAAAAAUACAGCAAGCAACGAACGGCAACAGACAAAAUUUAACACGCAGUCAAAUGCAUGCUCGAAAACUCGAAUUAUCUGCCACAUACACACAUUCACACAUAUGCACAAAAAUCACAUUUUACCUUGCAAUUUUCUUGAUCCGUCGGUAAGCUUUUUCGCGUUUUGUGUUCAACGUACGUACUCCCCUCCCCUUCCUCUCCAUACACAAGCCGCAUAUCCACAUCUUCCUUUUCUUUUCGGUUUCGUAUUAUUGGCGGAAAUUCUUUCUGGCUCACCUCAUUUGAUAACAAAACCAUUGAAACGAAUAUGUUUGCCUUGUAUUUUGCAGCUACCAUGACUUUAAAUUACAAUUCAGUUGUUGCGCUCGAUACCAGGUGCUACCGUGUAUUUCUCAUGAAGAAAGCAGGAAAAAACAAACAACACACACACAUACACAGCGAAGCUUCAAACCGUACAAGUAAACAAAAACAUUUCUUGAUGUAUGUGCGAAAGAAAAUAACACAUUGGUAAAACUGAUUUGGUUCUUCGUUUUGUGGCUUGCAAGUGUGGAUUUGAGCGUUUGGUUUUUCUUCACUGUCUGUUGCCGAAAGAAAACUAUUUGCGAAUAGAGAAACAGCGAAUAAAUUGAAAAUAUGCAAGACAUGCGAGAACAAGUUGCAGCUUACUAUUUUGCAAAGAAGCAGAAAGAAAAUAACAGGAACAGUGGAAACUAGCUGAGAGGGAAAUUAUAGUAUAUACAUAUGUGUGUAAGUAAGUCUAAAUCGCAAACCAGUUUAACACAAAACAUUCAUCCCAAGUAGUAGAUGAACUCAUUGAAGCGUUUCACUUAUUUUUCGAUGUUGGUUGGUGUGUAUGUGUGUGUGUGUGUGUGUCGUUAUUCGGCUUUCACUUUUCAAGUUAAGUAAAAUGCUCCAAUUAUGUCGUAGCAAGCUGAAUGGAUGGCUGCAGCCAAAGUGCGAAAGAACGAUGGCAUGAACAUGUCUACGAUAUCUUAAAUGGCGGCGUUAAUCUCAAACUUUUGCUAGUUUGAAUAUACAUAUGAAUGGAUUUUGAGCAUUACAAAUAACUCACUUUCCAUAGUUAAAUACCACAAAUAGUUUUUGGAUAUUAUGUCCUGAUCACAUGUUCACACAACCAUUCACACAACGGUGUUUAUAAAAUAGCUCGUUCGCAACACCAUCUAUCUGUCUUUCUUUCCAUCCAAUUGCAAACUAAUAACAUCUUUAGUGCAAUGGGGUCUUGAUUGUUGAAGAAGGUUAUCAUAAAAUGCGGUACAAAUUUCGAGUCUAAAGAGACAGGGUGAGAAAUAAGUCUGUUGGCCAAUUUUCAUCCAAACAUUUUGCAGGUUGGGUUUUGAGGCAUAAUCAAGUUUUCGGUUGGAUUUGGAAAAUAUGGCAGGUCAUUUGUUAAUCAAUAUGUGUGUUUGUGUAUAUAUAUAUAUCGAGAAAAUCAAACUACAUAAAUUCCCAGAAAUAAGGUGAAUUACAUACCCAUCUCUUUCACAUGUAAUCCACCGUGAGAUUUUCAAUGUCACGGCCAGAGAUAGGUGCAGCUUUCCAAAUGAAAUAGUCCGAAUGUAGUAAAACUCUAACAGUUAGAUAGGAAAUACAUUGAACCAGAUAUUAUAUUAGUAUAAGAAUUCGGGGAAUGGCGUGUGUGAUAUAAUAACGAUCUAUGAACUGAAAUGACAAUACCAAAUAAAUACAGUUGAUAUGUACGUGAAUUUAAUUGGUAGAUUCUCAUGGCCAGUGCAACAAAUUAAUUUGUAAAUUUAAAAUCAAAUAAACGAAGCAAAAUAAUAAAAGGUGAAGAAGAAAACACUUGAAUAAGAGAGGAAUUAUGUACUACAACCCAAACAUAUGCACUUACAAAUAAUAGCACAUAACAAUUGCAUAAGGAUUUAAAUAAAAAUAACAAAUAAAUUGUAUGCAUGUAUAAGUAGUAGAUUUACGAAACAAAAACAAAAACAAAAACAACAACAAAAACCAUUUAUUUCAUAUUGUACUACUCAAAUUACUUUUAAAAAUAAUCAUCUGUUAAGUCGAUGUAAGCGGCCGUCGCGCAGCGAAAAUAAAUGAACAUAAAAUCAAAAUUAAAUUUAAAUGAAAAAUAAAACAUCCUCACAGAAACCGAUAAAAUCAAGCAUGUAGCAUCUCACUUUUAUCGUUGUAAAACUGAAAAAAAACGAAGAAGAGAAAACAGGUGAACAAUAAAUAGCAUUUGUUAUUCAUAGUUUGAUGAUGAUGAAGAAAAAAAACGGGAUGAAAAGGGGUGCAGUAACCAGAACAACACUGUUCACUGCACUCAAGUGCAUACUGAACAACAGCAAACAAAUAUUAGACAAACAAACACAAACGAUGCUCAGAAUACAAAAUCUUGAGACAAAGAAAGCGAACAAAUUAUUAUAAUCCAUUUUAGCUGAAAAAAAAAUAUAUCAAUGUUUCCUUCUAUUCAUCCCACGUUCCUUCAGUAACAAUGGCGACGGCUCUUCCAAAAAAAAAAGUUUAAUACAUUUGUUAUUAUGAUCUGUAUCGCCCGAGAAUUGGUAAAAACUCUUUUUUUCCUCGGUCGAACGAAGUGAAAACCACCAAAGUGAUUUCGUAGCGUUCAUUUCAACUAUCAACAAUAUUGAUAUUUAAAGAAAAUAUCUGUUUUUUUUUUCUCUGAGAAAGAUGAAUAAGAUCUAUGACAUAAAAGAUGAAUCGACAAGAAAUAUACAACAUCCACCUAGAAUGUAAUCAAAUUUCACCUCAACAUCUCCCAUGCAAAUCAAAUAUGAUUUAAAAAAAUUAGAAACCUAAAUGAUGCAAACGCAAAAAAGAGAUGCAUAAAGAAGAAGAAGAAGAAUAAGAAGAAAAAAAUUCAAUAAAAACAGACCAAAUCAACAUUAACAUUAUGGAAUGGCAUAAACGUUGAACUUCAAGUCAUACUCUCUCAGUUAUUAUAGAAUAUAGGACAUAGAAAUGUUUUCUUUUUCUGUGCGCAAUUUUAUGUAUGUGCAGUUUUAAUAAGACAAACAAAUAAAAACAAAUCCAUUUCA
Sitodiplosis mosellana (orange wheat blossom midge) is the source of this 6670-nucleotide messenger RNA. RefSeq names its product zwei Ig domain protein zig-8 (gene dpr1). The coding region runs from base 2303 to 3382 and encodes 359 amino acids. Gene Ontology annotation, biological process: synapse organization. NCBI's taxonomy places the organism in Eukaryota, Metazoa, Arthropoda, Insecta, Diptera, Cecidomyiidae. The transcript is spliced from 9 exons. Gene Ontology annotation, cellular component: neuron projection membrane. The record is from RefSeq and is a predicted model, not a curated record.